AUGGAGCGCCGUCUUCUGGAUAGGCUUGAUGACGUGGAGAAGGAGCUUCGUCGCUCGCGUGCGCGGUCGGCGUCACCAUCAGCUCCUCGCGCUGCUCCCGUCGUCCCUCUCUCCGUGCUCCUGCCCCACAAUCCCUUUGGAUCCCCGGCGCGUUCAGAGCGGCCGCUGCCUGCAGGGAUGGGCUUCGUAGGUGCUGGUGGCGGGCCGCCGUGGGCUCAGUUUGCUCCGCCGCGUCCUCUUCCUGCUCCGCGUGAUCUCGCCGUGUCGUCUCACUGUGCCCGUGCGUCUGCGUUACUUCCGCCGAUGAAGGAAGUUCCCACGGCGACCCUGGCCCGCCUAUGGUCGCUGGCGGCGUCCCUGCAGAGCCUUGAGCGGAUUCUCCAGGAGUCAUUUGACUCCAUGCCGGAUAUGUGGAAGCGCAACGAGAGGCCCAAGGCAGUGGAGGACGAUGACGAGGGCGGUGAGGACGGCAGGGGAGGGGGGAGGAGCCGCAAAGACAGGGAGAAGGAGAGGCGCAGGGAGAAGAAACGGGAGAAGCACAGAGACAGGGAUAGGGAAAGGGAUAGGGAGCGAGAGGGGGAGGAGGACGGGGAGAGGAGGGAGAGGAGGAAGGAUAAGAAGCGGAAGAAGAAGAAGAAGCAUCGCGAGGGGAGGGACAGGAGCAGGAGCAGGAGCAGGAGUGACAGGGACGAGGGGGGUGAGAGGGACGGGAGAGACGAGAGGGACGAGAGGCAUGAGGAUGAGAACCCGUGGGCUCCGAUGGGGAGAGAGGGGGUGGAGGGGAAGGGUCGGGAGAUGAGGGAGGGAGUCCGAGGGGAGAGAGGAGGGGGAGAGGUGGAGGAGGCGAGGGGGAGGAGGAGGAUGCCCUGGCUGCAGCUGGGCUGGUGGAUGAGGAGGAGGAGGGAGGGGAUGCACGGGGGGACGGCAAUGACCAGGUGGGGAGCCCCCGCUCGCAAGCGGCGCCGGCAGCUGGCAGAUUCGGAUGAGGAAGAGGCUGGUGGCGGUGCUGAGAGGGAGACACAUGUGGUGGGCAGUGCGCCUGAUGGCGGGGAGGAGGCACCCCCACCCCCCACAGGCGAGGCAGAGGGCAUGCAGGAAGGGUGA
Molecule: messenger RNA, 1104 nt
Organism: Closterium sp. NIES-65
Lineage: Eukaryota; Viridiplantae; Streptophyta; Zygnematophyceae; Desmidiales; Closteriaceae
Source: the annotation of a GenBank genome assembly